AUGACGAGCCCGGCUAGCAACACCGGUCUCGAUGGCCUCAGGCCUCAUUCUUGUGUCCUUUGUCAGAAACGAAAAGUCAAAUGCGACCGGACAACUCCAUGUUCGGGAUGUGUCAAGGCGCAGGUUGAAUGUGAAUAUCGAGACCCGGUUCCCCCUCGAAGGCGUAAGAAGAAGCUGCCUGAGGCUGCAAUGGUUGCCCGGCUCAGACGCUAUGAAGAUGUCAUACGAAAAGCCGGUAUAGAUACAUCUCUACUUGAAGAAGAUAGUCGAGGAGAAUCACUCCCUAUUCGACAACCAAUCUCUGCCGAGAGUCGUCUUGAAUAUUCAAGCCCUCCGAGCUUCAACGCCCCCAUAUCUGUCCCAUCCGGGAACACCUCAAAAUCUGGCCCUGGUAAAUUCAUAUCCAGAGAAGGACGAUCCCUGUACCUUGAUAAUAAUCUAUGGAAAAGUGUCAGUAAUGAACUUCAAGACGCUGAAGGCAUACUUCCUGAGGGAUCCACCGAUUCCAUCUUAGGCCCUAAUGAACAUGAAGUGGAAGACGCGAACGGCGACUUUCUUUUCGUUGGAAAACCCUCGCGACAAAGCCUCACGCAUCUCCAUCCAGAUCCACUACAAAUAUUCAAACUCUGGCAGAUGUUUCUUGACGGCGUCAAUCCAUUAACCAAAUUCAUCCAUGCUCCCACAUUACAACAACAAAUACUAAACGCCACCAGCGAUCUAAGCUCUAUAUCACGGCCGCUUGAAGCUUUGAUGUUUGCGAUCUACUGUGCGGCACUUUUGCCCAUGCAAGAUGACGAAGCUCGAAAGUCGUUUCACGAGUCCAAAUCUACGCUUAUGGCCCGAUACCGCCAAGCUGCGCAACAGGCUUUAGUGAACGCUGGAGUUCUCGGGACGUCGGACCUGAUGGUUCUCCAAGCGUUUCUCCUCUUUAUAAUUUCUGCGCGGCUUGCGUAUAGCCCCCACGUGCUAUGGUCCAUGUCUGGCAUUUGCAUUCGAAUUGGCCAACGCAUCGGACUUCACAGAGACGGUUCGAAACUCGGCCUGUCAGUCUUCGAAACUGAAAUGCGUCGACGAAUAUGGUGGAGGUCUAUGGUCACAGACACUACAAUUGGUCAUAUGGCUGGCUGCGAGUCGUUCUUCUCAGAUACUGAAGAUGUGAAAUUACCGUCUAAUGUAAAUGACAGUGCACUCGACCCAGAUAUGACAGAACCUCCUGUUGAAUUAGCCGGUGCGACCGAAAUGACUUUUUGUCUCUUAGGUUAUGAAAUGGGCGUUUGGCUACUCAAGAAUUCCAAAUCGAAAACGUCGACUUUUGACGGAUAUUGGCAAUUCGUUAAUUCUAGUUCUGUCCCCCUUGACCAAAAGGACCAACUAAUUGACGAAUUGGAAACCAUGUUGGAGACACGAUAUGUUAGAUACUGCGACCCGUCAAUUCCUCUCCAUCUCGUUUCUCGUAUAGUUGCCGGCUCUGUUGUGACGCUUGCUAGAAUACGUGCACACCAUCCAAGACGAUAUCAGGAAAAAGGAGAGGAAGUGCCCCAGGCCGAAAGAGAGUUGUUGUUCAAACUCUGCAAACACCUUGUCGAGUGCGCCAAUAUUCUGUUUGUAACAAGAAAAGCGCAGAGAUUCUUUUGGCAUAUUGAUUUUCAUUUUCCAUGGGAAUCGAUUAUCGUUAUGUUGUCUGAGCUGCGUCAUCGGUCUAUUGGCAAAGAUGUUGCGGAAGGCUGGGUAUUGGUUAACACAGCAUUGCAACGACAAUUCAAGAGCCUGCAUCAACCCAGGAAAAACCCUCUACACCUUGCAGUUGCUAAUCUCGCUAUCAAGGCUUGGUCUGCCCAUGUUGCUGAAUCCGAGCGUCGUCGGGUUCCACCUGUGCCUCAACCAGAAAUUAUUACCAAAUUUUGGAUUUACACUCAAGGUUAUAAGAGUUCGAACCCUUCCCGUACUACUAAUGAUACUGCUGUCCAUUUUACUCCUGCAACCACCCCUGUGAAAAAUAAGUAUUCAUUCCCUACAGGGCAAAGAGCGACACCGUCGGAUACAGUAGCUACAGCCAGUGAAGGCGACACUGCGUUGCAAAAUAAUAUCAAUAACCAAAGCACUGGACUAUCUCCUACUGAUUGGAAUUACAGAACGGAUUCUGUGAAUUUUGAUUUAGAUAUGAGUGCUAUAACCGAGCUAUAUCCUACCGAUGACAGUCCUAUGAAUUGGGUUGAGUGGGAUGAUUUGAUUCAGCAAUUUCAGCAACAGAAAGAUGUGGAUAUGGAUAUGGAUCUUCCACCUUCAUUUGGAUGA
Talaromyces proteolyticus is the source of this 2295-nucleotide messenger RNA. RefSeq names its product fungal-specific transcription factor domain-containing protein. Gene Ontology annotation, molecular function: DNA-binding transcription factor activity, RNA polymerase II-specific; DNA binding; zinc ion binding. Gene Ontology annotation, biological process: DNA-templated transcription; regulation of DNA-templated transcription. The transcript has 4 exons. Lineage: Eukaryota; Fungi; Ascomycota; Eurotiomycetes; Eurotiales; Trichocomaceae. The record is from RefSeq and is a predicted model, not a curated record. Bases 1 to 2295 code for a protein of 764 amino acids.